Messenger RNA from Dipodomys spectabilis (banner-tailed kangaroo rat), 3366 nucleotides. RefSeq names its product kelch like family member 13 (gene Klhl13). Gene Ontology annotation, cellular component: Cul3-RING ubiquitin ligase complex. The transcript has 9 exons. Gene Ontology annotation, molecular function: cullin family protein binding; ubiquitin-protein transferase activity. Lineage: Eukaryota; Metazoa; Chordata; Mammalia; Rodentia; Heteromyidae. The record is from RefSeq and is a predicted model, not a curated record. The coding region runs from base 295 to 2280 and encodes 661 amino acids. Gene Ontology annotation, biological process: protein ubiquitination; regulation of cytokinesis.
GCUGCCGCCGCUGCUGCUGCUCAGCUUCUGUUCCCAGUGAAGCCUCUAACGGGGACUUUUGAAAAGAACUGGAGCAGCGAUCCUGUGCGUGCGCGAGGACAGGGCGAAGUGGCCAGGGCAAACAGAGGGUGCAGAGGUCCGGGUGCUAGUACCUCGCAGCAGGAAAGGAACCCCAGCUGCACCGCACGACUCGCUCCCUCUUCGGCCGUUGGGGCGCAGCAGCUGGUGGACACGCAGCAGCGGCAGGGCGCCGGGGACGUGGCCAAGCAGGUCAUUAUUCCACUUUAAGAGGUGAUGGAUCAUCUACAUAGAGGAGAAUUGGUUGCUGCAAUACUCCGUAACCGGAGACGGAGGCAAUUGUCUUUAAAACAAGCCGAUUUCAAGGAUAUAUUCAAAAAAUCAACUUCAGGAUCUCUUGUGGAAGAGGAAGACCAACACAUGAAACUGUCCCUUGGAAACAGCGAAAUGGGCCUAUCUUCCCAUUUGCAGUCUUCCAAGGCAGGAAGCACUCGCAUCUUUACCAGCAAUACUCACAGUUCUGUGGUGUUACAGGGCUUUGACCAGCUUCGGCUUGAAGGAUUGCUUUGUGAUGUCACUCUGCUGCCAGGUGAUACAGAUGAUGCCUUCCCUGUGCAUAGAGUUAUGAUGGCAUCUGCCAGUGAUUACUUCAAAGCUAUGUUCACAGGUGGAAUGAAAGAACAAGAUUUAAUGUGUAUUAAGCUUCAUGGAGUGAGCAAAGUUGGUUUAAGGAAAAUUAUUGAUUUUAUUUAUACUGCAAAGCUUUCUCUUAACAUGGAUAACCUUCAAGACACACUGGAAGCUGCCAGCUUUCUACAAAUUCUGCCGGUUCUUGACUUCUGUAAAGUAUUUCUCAUUUCUGGGGUCACUCUAGACAAUUGCGUUGAAGUUGGAAGGAUUGCCAACACCUACAAUCUGACAGAAGUGGAUAAAUACGUUAACAGUUUUGUCUUAAAGAAUUUUCCUGCAUUGCUGAGCACUGGGGAGUUCUUGAAACUCCCUUUUGAGCGUCUUGCCUUUGUGCUUUCCAGUAAUAGCCUUAAGCAUUGCACUGAACUCGAGCUCUUUAAAGCUACCUGCCGCUGGCUUCGCCUGGAAGAGCCCCGGAUGGACUUUGCUGCCAAAUUAAUGAAGAACAUACGAUUUCCACUGAUGACACCACAAGAGCUCAUUAAUUAUGUGCAAACAGUGGAUUUCAUGAGAACUGACAACACCUGCGUGAAUUUGCUUUUGGAAGCCAGCAAUUACCAAAUGAUGCCAUAUAUGCAGCCCGUGAUGCAGUCAGACAGGACUGCCAUUCGGUCUGACACCACUCAUUUGGUUACAUUAGGAGGAGUGCUGAGACAGCAGCUGGUUGUCAGUAAGGAAUUGCGCAUGUAUGAUGAAAAAGCCCAUGAGUGGAAAUCUCUAGCCCCCAUGGAUGCCCCAAGAUACCAGCAUGGCAUUGCUGUCAUUGGAAACUUCCUCUAUGUCGUUGGUGGACAGAGCAAUUAUGAUACAAAAGGAAAAACGGCAGUUGAUACCGUGUUCAGAUUUGAUCCUCGAUAUAACAGAUGGAUGCAAGUUGCAUCUCUAAAUGAAAAGCGCACCUUCUUCCACCUAAGUGCCCUCAAAGGAUAUCUGUAUGCAGUUGGUGGUCGAAAUGCAGCUGGUGAACUGCCUACAGUAGAAUGUUAUAAUCCAAGGACAAAUGAAUGGACCUAUGUUGCCAAAAUGAGUGAACCUCACUAUGGACAUGCUGGAACUGUAUAUGGAGGAGUGAUGUAUAUUUCAGGAGGAAUUACCCAUGACACCUUCCAAAAGGAACUAAUGUGCUUUGAUCCUGAUACUGACAAAUGGAUCCAAAAGGCACCAAUGACCACGGUUCGAGGCCUGCAUUGCAUGUGCACAGUGGGAGAAAGGCUCUACGUCAUUGGUGGCAAUCACUUCAGAGGAACCAGUGAUUAUGACGAUGUCCUAAGCUGUGAAUACUAUUCUCCUAUCCUUGACCAGUGGACCCCAAUUGCUGCCAUGCUAAGAGGGCAGAGUGAUGUUGGGGUUGCUGUGUUUGAAAAUAAGAUCUAUGUGGUUGGUGGAUAUUCUUGGAAUAACCGUUGUAUGGUCGAGAUAGUGCAGAAAUAUGAUCCAGAUAAAGAUGAAUGGCAUAAGGUUUUUGAUCUUCCUGAAUCCCUUGGUGGUAUUCGAGCUUGUACACUUACAGUUUUUCCACCUGAAGAAACCACACCAUCACCUUCUCGAGAGUCCCCUCUUUCUGCACCUUAAAAUCAUCCUUACAACUAAGAUGCUGUAGUCCUAUAUUUGCAAUGUGUCAUGAAUUAUCUUCUUUUCCCUCUUAAGUAGUAUAUAUGUUAGAAUUAGCCUCCAGUAAUUGAUGCAGAUAUUGGAAAAAAGACAACAUUGAUGUUAUUUGUGCUGUUAGUUUGGCCUAGAAUGUUUAUAAAGUGGUAACAAAACCAUCCUGGAAAUAUAUCCCAUAGAAGCUGAUGUUUAACAUAUGAAAAAAAGUAUUGUCUAUGAAAUGUUUCUUCAGUACUUUUUAACUGCUGUGUACUGGGUGUGAGGUAUUUGUCAUCUUACAUUAUAAGCCAAGUUGAAGGUGGAUUAUAGUACAUGUACAACUAUGUUCACUAGGCUUCAAAAUAAAAAGUUUUCCUUUCAUCUUUGACUAUAAGAUGUUGAAGGGAGGCAGCCUGCUCCAACAGGAAUCAAUGCACAAAAGGUUGCCAACUCGCAUGAGCUACCUCCCUCUUUUCAUAAAGUAUUUUUGACAUAUCUGUCAACCCACCUGACUGUGUGGGUGCAUUGAGAACAUACGAAGUUUCUUAGACACACAGGAGAAAUAACUGAAAUUCACCAAUAUUACUUUUAAAAAGCAUGCCCCCUUGACUUGUUAAAAAAAAGGUUUGGAUUUUUUAAUGUGUAUACCUACAUACUUUUAAAAGUGUGUAGGUACACACAUAAUUAUAUCAAAUAUGAAUUUUUAAAAACAAUGUCACAUUAAAUAAAUGUCAAAUCAAAAAAUCUAGAAAGCAGCUUCGAUUAAAAUGGGAAUUCAGUAUGCACAAUACUGAAUGCAUAUUUGAGAACUAUACUCAAUUUAGGUGGAUAAGGGCUAGAAAUUUUGAGCAACUAAAUUUGUCACUUGACCAAAUUUUAUCUUCAAGAAUUGUAUUCUAUUUCUUCUCCUUUGCUGUUGAGGUAACUUACAUAUUAUAUGUAUUCUGUAUACUCUGUUCAUGAGGUUAUUUAGCACAAUGUACAACAGCUUCACCUGGGGAGCUGCUUUUGCUCAGUGAAUUCAACUUCCAUGUUUUAUUUUCUUUUGUUCAAUAAAAACAUUUAAUGUCA